AUGCUUACAAUUUCUGUUUGGAUUCCUUCCGUGUAUUCAACAGCGACGAAUUCAGCACAACAAUCUGGUGUACAAACUCAGCAGUAUUCGCCUGCUAGAUAUCCAACAACGGUUCAAGGUACAGCUGGAAUAAGUCCCUGUUAUCCCCAAGGGCAGGCACAAAUAAUAUCUCCAACUCAAGCGCCUACAAUCGCAUCACAGCCACCUUCUUCAUCUAUGGGUCCAGCUGUUGUACCAAAUGCUGCAUCUAUUCCACGAAUGGAAGUGCCUGGAGGUGGUGGAGCAAUUGCUCCACAACACGUUCGCAUUAUUCCUCAAUCAGCACCAUUCUUUGGUCAUGCUAAUGCAGUUCUAAAUUCUUACAUUUUAGUGCAAGGAGAUAUGUGUCUUAUCGGUUGUUUCUUCAUUGUUAUUGAACAUGAAAGAAUAUUAGUUGAUCGUUUGGAUGUGCAAGAAAUUGGUGCUGUUGUACGACUGCAUGGAGGUGAAAUUGAAUUUGGUCCUCGUGCUUAUAAUAGUGUGAAUAGCGAACGUGUGACGCAUAUUAUUUGUGAAUCGAUGCGUCACCAUCUCGUGCAACAGGCUCUAAAGGAGCGAAAACGGUGCAUCACUUUGCAAUGGCUUAAUGAUGUUGUGGCGAAAAAGCGUCUAGAAGUACCAUGGAGAGUCUCUCAUUUACCAUCUCUAUGGGCAGAGAAUCAUCGGCCAGCAGCUGGAAAGAUUAUAGCAAUUCGUGGAUUUUGCGAAAAUGAACGUAGUGGUAUAAAAUUGAUGAUAAAUGCUAUCGGGGCGCGAUAUACACCGUAUCUCACUCGGCAUAAUCAUUUUCUUAUCACAAAGAGUAAUGAUAGUGAGAUAAUUGAAAAAUGCCGUGAAUAUGGUGUAACAGUUGUUAAUUACCAAUGGCUUGUGGAUAUAUAUCUCGGAUUGAAAAAUGUUGUUAACGAAAACGAAAAUUGUUAUUUUCCGAUGCCGAAUAUGGUUUCCGAGGUUAAUGUAUCACCAUAUGCACUCGAACAUUUCAGCGAUUUGUGCAAACAGCUGCUCGCGCCGUGGAGAUCUCCAAUUAUUUUUACGAAUGAACAGUGGCAACGCGCUAAUGAAAUAAAAAGAAACGUUGAGAAUGAUGAAAACAUUUUUCCCAAUAAAAAGCUAAGAUGUUCAACGCCACCACCCACUGAAGAAGAUAUUGCGAUGAAUCUUGGUGAAAUCGAGAAAUUAGAAGAAAUUCCUGUCGUUUGCUUCACUGGUUUUACAUCAGAGGAAAUGGAUGCUCUUGGAAGGAAGAUUCGAUUCCUUGGUGGAAAAAUAACAGAUUCGGUAAUGGAAUGCACACAUCUCGUAGCACUAAAUUUGUGGCGUACGAUGAAGCUAUUACAGGCUAUAGCCUUAGGCAAGAAUGUUGUUGGUCCUAAUUGGAUUACUGAUGGUUAUCGAUAUCGAACUAUACCAGGCUUGUUGUUUUUCUUUACGAAACAUUUCUUGUGUCAGUUUUCAGAUACAAUGGAUUAUUUUAUGCGGGAUGACGAGAAUGAAAAAUGUUUCGGUUAUAAUCUUAAGUACAGUAUUUUACGAGCAAGGUGUCGGAAAAUUUUCCAAGACGUUAUGUUUUAUUUGACGCCGAGCGUGGAACCAUCUUAUAGCGCGCUUUCAUCCCUUAUUAUAUUAGCUGGUGGGAAGGUUUUGGAGGAUAAACCUCAACCUCAGUUUGUGAUUCGUUGCAUCGAGGUACUGCUUCCAUUCAAUACUGAUUCUCCGUUACUUUUAAUUAGUAACGAAAGCGACAUUCAUCUGCUGCAGUAUCUCAUGGAUUCUGCACUGCCUGUUUUUAAUGUGGAAAUCGUACUAACAGGUAUUUUACGACAGAAACUGGAAAAUUCGCCCUUGUAUCGUGUACCAGUCACACGACCUUCAACGUUUACACCAUCGCCUUCACAAAAUUCACGCUCGAAAACUCCACAGAUCACAAUGCAGCGGAUUACUGCUUGA
Dracunculus medinensis (Guinea worm) is the source of this 1989-nucleotide messenger RNA. NCBI's taxonomy places the organism in Eukaryota, Metazoa, Nematoda, Chromadorea, Rhabditida, Dracunculidae. The record is from the annotation of a GenBank genome assembly.